Molecule: messenger RNA, 3997 nt
Organism: Oryza sativa Japonica Group (Japanese rice)
Lineage: Eukaryota; Viridiplantae; Streptophyta; Magnoliopsida; Poales; Poaceae
Source: RefSeq, a predicted model, not a curated record
ACUGAGCCACACUAAAAUAGUGCCAGUACUUUGCUCCAAAGUGAAGUGUAGGAACAAAACCAAAACUAAUAAAAAAGUUGGUGCUUGCUGCUAGUAGUAGUAGUAGUAGUUCUUGGAAAUGAAUGCAGAGCCCUCCCUCAUGAUGCAAAUGCAUUUAGUGAGGGCAUUCAAAACACUUGCAAGAGUUUGGUGAGAGGAGGGAGGCUCUGUGUGAGAUUUGUUCUGCAUCUGACCUUAAGCUUCUUCUUCUUCUUCUUCCCUAGAUUUGGAGAGACUAGAGCCAGGCCAGUUCAUCACUGGUUUGUUGGGGAGCAUUGUUUCUUGCUUGCUGCAAAGCAGAAAAGACAGAGUCAAAUCUUUAGUUUUUAUUUACAUAUUUCUUUCUUUUUUGCUUCCUCCUCUUUGAUGCUCUUUUCUUUAAUUUGAGUUCUUGAUCCUGCCAAAAGCAAAAGCCCCUCACUUUUAGCUGAGGAGAGAAGUCCAAAAGGAAAAGGUGAAGGCUUGUCCUCCUUGCAUCUCAACUCAAACCCUCCAUCCCCCUCCAAACUCCUUCAAACCAAAAAUCUCCAAUUUUUACCACAAAAAUCCCCAUCUUUUCCUCCAAAUCCAUUUGAUUUCACCCCCACCACCAAACAAACCCUCUCAGAUUUCUUCUCCCCACUUCUCCAUUGCCAUUCUGCCAGUGUUCUUGAUUCAAGAAAUGCUCAUUUUCUGAUCCAUAGUUCUCCAAAGAUCCAAUUUUCUGAAAUCUCUCCACGAAAAUCUCUCAUUUUUUCUCCUCCUCGAUGCCUCGUUGAUCCAAAAUCGCCACGAAGAAGAAGGAGAAGCUGCGAUUUCUCAGGUCGCUCGAUUCCCUAUGCAUCUCUCCCUAUGGAAGCCCCUCUCCCACUGCGCCGCCGUCCUCCUCGCCAAGAACCACCGCCGCCGCGGCGGCGGCGGCGGAAGCAAUGGCCACCGCGGUGACGACCCGGCGUCGUUCCUCCGCCAGCUGCGCGACGCGCUCGACGCCGCGUCGGAGGACGGCUCGCUGUGCCCGCCCCCGGACGCCGCGGGCGCGGGCGCGGACGCCGACGCGGACGCCGCCGUGUCGCGCUCCCGCUCGCUCGCGCGGCUCCGGGCGCAGCGCGACUUCCUCCGCGCCACCGCGCUCGCCGCGGCGGGCGGCCCGUUCCGCUCGCCCUCCGACAUCCCGCUCCUCCCCGCCGCCAUCGCCGGGUUCCUCGCCAUGUACCCGGACUACGCCACCACGUCCGACGUCGACCGCCUCCGCGUCGAGCACUACUCCCACCUCGACGCCGCCGCCCCCGGCGGCGGCGCGGGCGGCAGGGUCUGCCUCGACUACUGUGGUUUCGGCCUCUUCGACUCCGGCUGGGACUCCUCCUCCUCGUCCUUCACAUUGUCCGAGCUCAAUGCCAACCUCAGCAACCACGCGCUCUACGGCGGCGCCGAGGCCGGCACGGUGGAGAACGACAUCAAGGAGAGGAUCCUCGAGUACCUGAACGUGCCGGCGAGCGAGUACGCGCUGGUGUUCACCGUGAGCCGGGGCUCGGCGUUCCGGCUCCUCGCCGAGUGCUACCCGUUCGAGACCAACCGGAGGCUGCUCACCAUGUUCGACCACGAGAGCCAGUCCGUGAGCUGGAUGGCGCAGAGCGCGCGGGCGAAGGGUGCCAAGACGCGCACCGCGUGGUUCCGGUGGCCGACAUUGAAGCUCUGCUCGACGGAGCUGAGGAAGGAGAUCGUCGGUAAGAGGAGAGGGCGGCGACGGGAUUCUGCGGUUGGUUUGUUUGUGUUCCCUGCACAAUCUCGGGUGACCGGCGCCAAGUACUCCUACCAGUGGAUGGCGCUGGCGCAGCAGAAUGGCUGGCAUGUGAUGCUUGAUGCAGGCGCACUGGGCCCCAAGGACAUGGAUUCUCUGGGGCUCUCGCUGUUCAGGCCGGAUUUCAUCAUAACCUCGUUCUACCGGGUUUUCGGUGCAGACCCAACUGGGUUUGGUUGCCUUCUGAUUAAGAAAUCAGUUAUUGGGAGCUUGCAGGGGAGGAAUGGGUGUAAUGCUUCUGGGAUGGUGAGGAUUGUUCCAGUGUUUCCGCAAUAUCUAAGUGAUUCUGUUGAUGGAUUUGAUGCAAUGGAUGGUCUCGAAGAUGAUUCUGGUGUCCACAAAGAUGAGAAGCCAGCGUCUGAUGCCCGUAAUGGUUCGCAGCUGCCAGCAUUUUCAGGUGUGUACACAUCUGCUCAGGUCAGAGAGGCAUUUGAGAGUGAUCCUGGCCGUGACAGCAGCUCGGACAGGGAUGGGGCGAGCACCAUUUUUGAAGAAACUGAGAGCAUCUCAGUUGGUGAGGUCAUGAGGAGCCCGGCUUUCAGCGAAGAUUGCUCUUCAGAGAAUUCUUUCUGGGUUGAUGUUGGCCAAAGCCCAUUGGGGUCGGAGAAGGGUGGUCAUUUCAAGAAAGGGAAACUUGGAUCCCCAUUACCAUCUUCUUGGUUCGCUGGCAGAAAGAGUAACAAGAGGAUGUCACCGAACCUAACAUCCAGGAUAUCAAGAAGCCCUCUUUAUGAUGGUCAGGUGAUAUCUUUUGAUGCAGCUGUAUUAUCAGUUUCACAUGACGCGGACUGCCUCAAGGAAGACCCUGAAGAAGAAAUCUAUGAGAAUGGUCGGCGGAAUCACUUCAGGCAAGUUAGUGAAAUUCAAGAGGAGCCAGAGGUUGAAGAAGUUGUAUGUCAACAUGCUAUGAAUGGCGGUGGGGAUCACAAAGAAAGUGCGAUAAGAAGGGAGACUGAAGGGGAAUUUCGGCUUUUGGGAGGGAGGGAUGGAAACAGCAGAUUUGCUGGGGGUCGGCUCUUCGGUGUUGAAGAGAUUGAUGCAGGUUUAAGCAUGGGCCGUAGGGUUUCAUUCAGCACUGAAGCAAAUAUUAUUGCGGAUAGACUACACCGGGCCUCAGAUGCUGCUGAAGCUUCUGGAUAUGCAUUCCGUGAUGAUGAUGGUUGUGUAAGUGAUGGGUAUGAUAAUGCUCAGGACUGGGGCAGGAGAGAGCCGGAGAUAAUAUGCAGGCACAUUGAUCAUGUUGAUAUGAUGGGGCUUAACAGAACUACUCUUAGAUUAAGAUACCUGAUCAAUUGGCUAGUAACUUCACUGUUGCAGCUGAGGUUACCAGGCUCAAAAGGUGGUGAUGGAGACCCCCUUGUCCACAUUUAUGGCCCAAAGAUUAAGUACGAAAGGGGAGCUGCUGUUGCUUUCAAUGUGAAGCAAAGUGAUGGCACUUUUGUUAAUGCUGAAGUUGUCCAGAAGAUUGCGGAGAAGAAUGGCAUAUCUCUUGGCAUUGGUUUUCUCAGUCAUAUAAAGGUGGACCUGAACCACAAACAGUUAAAUGGAGCAUUCGAUAUACCUGAGGCUUCCUUCUAUAAGAACGGCCGCAAAGACAGUAAAAAGGUGACCAUAAGAGUUGAAGUUGUGACUGCUUCCCUUGGCUUCCUUACUAAUUUUGAAGACGUGUACAAUAUGUGGGCAUUUGUCGCCAAGUUUCUGGAUCCUUCAUUUCUAGAAAGUGAGCGCCUCACCAUUGCUGCUGACCACUCAGAGGGACAAACUUGAGCUUUAUCUGUAAUUUGCAUUCAGCAAAGGAGAGGAAGUCCUGAAGUCGUUGCCUAUACUGGGGGCAUUGGUCCAUAACACACAUUUUUGCUAUCUUGUCCGAGAUGGAAAUUUUCACAUGGAGAAGUGGAGAAUAUCCUGUAUAGAUGCUCCUUCGUGCCAGUGAACCAAAAUUAGUAAACUGGUACUGAUUUUUUUGUUGCGUGGCAUUUUGCAGUCCAGGUAUCCCAUCUUACUUUGUAUAUGACUUUUGAUGGCUUCCCAGUCACUUGUGACUUGUAAACUAAAACCAUGAAUUCUUCGAUAUUGUGAAAUAUGUUUUAAUGCCCAGGUUAACGAUAUUAUGGUUCCUUCCCUUUGUAAUAUUAAAUUUUCAACUUAUCGGAAAUCACAAUCCUAUCUGUGUUGUAUCUU